AUGGAUGGGGUCCUGGCAGGGGGCCUAGCUGCCCCAGACCGCCCCCGAGGCCCCGAAAGACUGCCUGGCCCAGCGCCGAGGGAGGACAUCGAGGGUGGGACUGAGGCUGCCGAGGGGGAAGGUGGCAUCUUCCGAUCCACUCGUUACCUGCCUGUCACCAAAGAGGGCCCCCAAGAUAUUCUGGAUGGCAGAGGUGGCAUUUCUGGCUCUCCCCCACCCCACUUCCUGGGCCACUUUCCUGGCCCUCACGAUGGCCAGGGGCCCUGGGAGCACCCCCUGGUCCAGGAGGGCAUCCCCUCAGAGCGGAGGUUCGAGGACUCGGUCAUUGUGAGGACCGUGAAGCCCCACGCUGAGCUCGAGGGCGCUAAAAGGCUCUUACACCACCACCAGGGGGGACCAAAGCUGGCGGGAAAGGAACCCCGCGGCCUCGCUGGCCUCCCCUGGCUUGAGGAUGUCGAGGAGCAGGCCUUCCCUCAGGACGUGGGGCUGCACCUGGACUCCUUCCGGAGGGUCCUCGUGCCAACAGAUGACAACCCCCAGACGAUGACCGUGACAGUCACACAAGAGGACCCCGAAGCCCUGACCCCACCACCCGAGUGGAGCCUGCCGAGGGCAGCCCUGGAGGUGGCCACACAGACCUGGACGGUGAACUCGGAGGCCUCUGUGGAGCGGCUGCAGCCUCUGCUGCCCCCUGUGCAGACUGGACCUUACCUGUGCGAGCUCCUGGAGGAGGUGGCCGAGGGCACAGUUAGCCCCGAUGAGGAUGAGGAGGAAGAUGAGGAGCCGGCCGUGUUCCCAUGCAUCGAGUGCAGCAUCUACUUCCGGCAGAAGGAGCACCUCCUGGAGCACAUGAGCCAGCACCGGCGCACCCCGGGCCAGGAGCCCCCAGCCGAGCUGGCCCCCCUGGCCUGUGGCGAGUGUGGCUGGGCCUUCGCCGACCCCGGCACCCUGGAGCAGCACCAACAGCUGCAUCAGAGCUCCCGGGAGAAGAUCAUCGAGGAGAUCCAGAAGCUGAAGCAGGUGCCGGAGGACGAGGGCCGCCAGGCACGCCUGCAGUGCUCCAAGUGCGUCUUCGGCACCAACUCCUCCAAGGCCUUCGGUCAGCACACCAAGCUGCACGCGCGGGAGCACCGCGGCCCGGUGGCCUCGGAGCCCUUCGGCAGCACCGGGGGCAGCAGUGCCGGCAGCCCCGGCCCGGAGACGCCCAACCUUGCCUUCCAGCCCUACGCGUCCUCCCCGGGCCUCAGUGCCUGCAUCUUCUGUGGCUUCCCCGCCCCCAGCGAGAGCCUGCUCAGGGAGCACGUGCGCUUUGUGCACGCCCGUCCGCACUGGGAUGACGGCGAGGCUUUCCAGGAGGACCCUGCCGGCCAGCCGGGCACCAGCCAGGACGCGUACGCCCACUUCCCCGACGCCACCGAAGACUCUUUUGGCAAAGCUGAACCGCUUGUGGCCUCCUCGUGGCAGGCGAGUCCUGCAGGGUACAACUCCAGCCUGGCUUUCGAGGCAGCCUGCCAGCCGCUGGGCGAGCAGGAGUUCCCACUGUCAAAGUCGCCACCGUGUGGCGCCCCCCAGAGGCCGCUGGGGAAACCGCCCUAUUCUUCCCCGCCAGCACCCGCCCCUUACUCUGUGCAGCCCGGUAGAAAUAAAAGCUCUGUCCACCUGCUCCACCUCCAGGAGCUCGGGGACACUUUGGGCUGCGAGUUCCCGGGCCAGUUAGGAGACCAGAGACACCCCUGGAGUGGAGAGGAGGAUGACAUGAUCCUGACCUCUGAAAUAGACUUAACUCCCGAAAACGGGGUCUAUGCACCCCCAGUCGCCCCCCUCAUCCCACAGACAGCCCUGGAGCUCAAGCGUGCUUUCCAAGGAGCCCUGUGGGCCGCUGAGGGCUCACAGGCCCAGCAACAGCAGCUCCGGAAGAUGGUCCCAGUUGUAGUGAUGGCAAAGCUCACACCAGAAGUCAUGGCAGCCGCCAGGGUACCCCCUAGGCUGCAGGUGGAGGAGCUGGAGCUGAGGGGCAACCACCCCCUGGAUUUCCUGUUGCUGGACGCACCACUGGAUGACCCGCUGGGCCUGGACACACUCCUUGAUGGGGACCCGGCAGCUCUGAAGCAUGAGGAAAGGAAAUGUCCCUAUUGCCCUGACCGUUUCCACAAUGGCAUUGGGCUGGCCAACCAUGUCCGGGGCCACCUGAACCGCGUGGGCGUCAGCUAUAACGUGAGGCACUUCAUCUCAGCUGAGGAGGUCAAAGCCAUCGAGCGAAGGUUCUCCUUCCAGAAGAAGAAGAAAAAAGUGGCUAACUUCGACCCAGGCACCUUCAGCCUGAUGCGCUGUGACUUCUGUGGGGCUGGCUUUGACACGAGGGCAGGCCUCUCCAGCCAUGCCCGGGCCCACCUGCGAGACUUUGGCAUCACCAACUGGGAAGUCACCGUCUCACCUAUCAACAUCCUGCAGGAGCUGCUGGCUACCUCGGCGGCUGAGCAGCCCCCCAGUCCCCUGGACCGUGAGGCUGGGGGGCCACCUGGCGCCUUCCUUACCUCUCGGCGGCCCCGCUUACCUCUCACGGUACCCUUCCCACCCACUUGGGCCGAGGAUACUGGAUCAGUCUACGGAGAUGCCCAGAGCCUGACCACCUGUGAGGUGUGUGGCGCCUGUUUUGAGACGCGCAAAGGCCUGUCCAGCCACGCGCGCUCCCACCUGCGGCAGCUGGGGGUGGCUGAAUCAGAGAGCAGCGGUGCCCCCAUCGACCUCCUCUAUGAGCUCGUCAAGCAGAAGGGUCUGCCCGACAUGCCCCUCGGGCUGCCUCCAGGCCUGACCAAGAAGUCCAGCUCACCAAAGGAGGUGGUCACAGGAGUCCCAAGACCCGGCCUGCUCGCCCUGGCCAAGCCCCUGGAUGCCCCUGCUGUCAACAAGGCCAUCAAGUCACCUCCUGGCUUCUUGGCGAAAAGCCUGUCCCACUCUCCCAGCUCCCCGCUGCUCAAGAAAACACCACUGACCCUGGCGGGCUCGCCAGCCCUGAAGAACCCUGAGGACAAGAGCCCCCAGCUGUCCUUGAGCCCCCGACCAGCCUCCCCAAAGGCACAGUGGCCUCAGUCGGAGGAUGAGGGGCCCCUGAACCUCACUUCAGGCCCCGAGCCGACCCGGGAUAUCCGCUGUGAGUUCUGCGGUGAGUUCUUCGAGAAUCGCAAGGGCCUGUCCAGCCACGCACGCUCCCACCUGCGGCAGAUGGGUGUGACCGAGUGGUAUGUCAAUGGCUCACCUAUUGACACACUACGAGAGAUCCUCAAGAGACAGCAGGCCCACUCCCGACCUGGUGGACCCCUGAACCCGCCGGGACCCAGCCCUAAGACCCUGGCCAAGAUAGUGGGCGGUCCAGGGAGCUCACUGGAAGGCCGCAGCCCUGCCGAUCUGCUGUCACCCCUGGCCAAGAAAUUGCCAGCAGCACCAGGCAGCCCCCUAGGCCACUCACCAACAGCUUCUCCAGCCCCCACGGCCCGGAAGAUGUUUGCAGGCCUGGCUGCUCCCUCCCUGUCGAAGAAGUUGAAGCCUGAACAGAUGCGGGUGGAGAUCAAGCGGGAGAUGCUGCCGGGGGCCCUUCACGGGGAGUCGCACCUGUCUGAAGGGCCCUGGGUGGCGUCUCGGGAAGACCUGACCCCCCUGAACUUGUCGUCCCGAGCUGAGCCAACCCGUGACAUCCGCUGUGAGUUCUGUGGCGAAUUCUUCGAGAACCGCAAGGGCCUCUCCCUCCCUGCAGAGGUCAAGGCCAAGACCUACAUCCAGACUGAACUACCCUUCAAGACCAAGACCAUCCAUGAGAAGACCUCCCACUCCUCCACCGAGGCCUGCUGUGAGCUGUGUGGCCUCUAUUUUGAAAACCGCAAGGCCUUGGCCAGCCAUGCACGGGCCCAUCUGCGACAGUUCGGCGUGACUGAAUGGUGCGUCAAUGGCUCACCUAUUGAGACGCUGAGUGAAUGGAUCAAACAUCGGCCCCAGAAGGUGGGCGCCUACCGCAGCUAUAUCCAGGGUGGCCGCCCUUUCACCAAGAAGUUCCGCAGCGCAGGCCAUGGCCGUGAUGGUGACAAGCGGCUGGCCUUUGGCCUUAUGCCUGGUGGCCUGGCCAUGGUUGGCCGCAGUGUCGGGGGUGAGCUGGGUCCUGAGGCAGGCCGGGCAGCCGACAGCGGGGAGAGGCCCCUGGUGGCCAGCCCACCGGGCACUGUGAAGGCUGAGGAGUACCAGCGGCAGAACAUCAACAAAUUUGAGCGCCGCCAAGCCCGGCCCCCGGAUGCAGCCUCGGCCCGGGGUGGUGAGGAAAUGAGUGAUCUACAACAGAAGUUAGAGGAGGCACGGCAGCCCCCGCCCCGGGUCCGACCAGUGCCCUCGCUGGUGCCCCGGCCCCCCCAGACCUCACUCGUCAAGUUUGUUGGCAACAUCUACACACUCAAGUGCAGGUUCUGUGAGCUGGAAUUCCAGGGCCCUCUCUCCAUCCAAGAGGAGUGGGUGCGGCACUUACAGCGGCACAUUCUGGAGAUGAAUUUCUCCAAAGCAGACCCCCCGCCGGAGGAGCCCCAGGCCCCACCGGCACAGACAGCAGCGGCUGAGGCGCCCUAA
Messenger RNA from Elephantulus edwardii (Cape elephant shrew), 4605 nucleotides. RefSeq names its product widely interspaced zinc finger motifs (gene WIZ). The record is from RefSeq and is a predicted model, not a curated record. The transcript is spliced from 10 exons. Gene Ontology annotation, biological process: regulation of transcription by RNA polymerase II. Gene Ontology annotation, molecular function: RNA polymerase II cis-regulatory region sequence-specific DNA binding; DNA-binding transcription factor activity, RNA polymerase II-specific. Gene Ontology annotation, cellular component: nucleus. Bases 1 to 4605 code for a protein of 1534 amino acids. Lineage: Eukaryota; Metazoa; Chordata; Mammalia; Macroscelidea; Macroscelididae.